AUGACAAUUCCUGCUUCCAAGCAGAGAGACGACGUGACUGGGGGGGAUACAUGGGAUAAGCAAGACUUUGAAGAAACAACUGUACAAGUGGAGCGAGUCAUUGCUUAUUGGUCAAGGAUUCUAAAAGAAGCAGAAAGAACUACUCCCAACAGAGCGCAAAGCAUUAGCCCUCAAGGAAGCACUUGUGGAAAUUUCAGGUAUACUUGGAAGGAGCUGAAUUUGUUGCUAUCACAGAUCACACCGCUCUCACCUGGCAAGACUUACAAUAAUGUCAACAGAAGACUCAUGACAUGGGGCUUAGUAUUCUCAGCCUACCCAGGAAUGCAGAUUGUGCACCGCGCAGGAAGAGUACAUGACAAUGCAGAUCCUAUCUCAAGACUUAGAGAACCCCAUAUCAAUCAGCCCUCCAGCAGAUCAAUCGACUCCACUCAAGCUCAAUAUGGGAAGACCCAUUAA
This is a messenger RNA of Rhizoctonia solani, 456 nucleotides long. Its product is annotated as Retrovirus-related Pol polyprotein from transposon. Lineage: Eukaryota; Fungi; Basidiomycota; Agaricomycetes; Cantharellales; Ceratobasidiaceae. The transcript has a single exon. The record is from RefSeq and is a predicted model, not a curated record. The coding region runs from base 1 to 456 and encodes 151 amino acids.